AUGUCCGGAACUCACGUGAAAAAACGAAAGGCCAAGAAUGCCACGUCCAAGCCGUCGGAAGCUUCACGUUCUCAGCAGUCAAGUCGAGGUUCAGGAUUUGGGUCAGGAAGGUUCCUAUGGGUGGGGAUACCGUUGUUGAUUGCUUUCGGUUCUUUUUUAUACUUUAAACCUUUACUUGUAACGGACAUUAUUGGAUCGGAAUGGGCAAAACCUGAUUUAAAAGAAAUUGAAAUCUCAGCAGACACGGAGAAACGAGACGCAGUUGUUGAAGCGUUCAAGCAUGCAUGGCGAGCAUAUGAAAGGGACGCCAUGGGUGAUGACGAAUAUCACCCUAUAACCCGUAAAGGAACGAAUUUGACGGAGGCAGGGGGGAUAGGUUAUACGGUUAUAGACUCGAUUGAUACCAUGCAACUUAUGGGUCUCACGGAGGACUACACGCGUGCGAGGGAUUGGGUGGAGAAAAAGCUGUCCUUUGACCAAGAUGCGGAGUUUAGCACGUUUGAGGUUCGUCUUCUGAAUAUCUCCUUCUGCGAUAAACUCGUGUUAUUCUCAUUAUUGCAGACGACGAUCCGAGUACUCGGCGGACUCCUUUCAGCAUAUCAUUUAUCAGGAGAGGACACUCUUUACCUCGAUAAGGCGAUAGAGCUAGCGGAUCGUAUCAUGCCAACGUUUGAUACCCCAAGUGGGCUACCUUACCCUAGCGUUAACUUGGCGAAACGGACUGGUAUCCCAGAUAAAGCACUGCCGCACCUUGUUAGUACUGCUGAGGUGUCGACACUUCAAUUGGAGUUGAGGUAUCUCAGUAUGUUGACUGCGAACGAAGAAUACUGGGAUAAAGCCGAGAAUGUGAUGCGCGUGAUCAAAGGAGCUCUUCCAACUGGAUACGGACUAGCUACUAUCUACAUGCAUGUCAAAAGCGGGAAAUUCGUUCCUUCUGACAUACGACUGGGGUCAAGGGGCGACUCUUACUAUGAAUAUCUGCUGAAACAAUAUCUCCAAACGAACAGGACCGAGUCCGUUUAUCAUGAUAUGUAUUCCGCCGCAGUGGACGCCAUUCAUGAACAUCUCAUCCGACAUAGUCCACACGCAGGGUUAAUCUAUACCGCUGAAUUCAGCCCUGAAAGGACUACGGACGGCCAAUUGUCGUGGCGUCUUUCACCUAAACAAGACCACCUUGUAUGUUUCUUUGGCGGAUCACUGAUGCUUGGGGCUACCAUGACUAGAGCGACUGUUUCUACUGUGUCCGUUCCGCCUAAGGCGGAGGAGUUGACGUCCUAUGGGGAGAGGGAUUGGGAAAAUGGUGAGGAAUUGGUGAAGACUUGUAUGGCUACGCAUGAUACUGCUACUGGUUUGUCACCGGAAAUUGUGUACUUCCGGAUGGAUGGCGAUGAGUAUGACACGGAAUAUAAUGAGGACAGCGAUGUACCAUCGUCGGACUGGUAUAUUAAAGGUGCACGGCGAGGCCAUCCACCUCCCUACGACGCUAGAUAUAUUCUCCGACCAGAAACCGUAGAAUCCCUGUUUAUCGCGUUCCGUUUGACAGGUGAUCAGAAGUAUCGAAAGUGGGGAUGGGAUAUAUUUCAAUCAAUUGAGAAACAUUGUCGUAUAGAGACGGGUGGGUAUGCGAGUGUGAUUGAUGUGGAUGAGGUGCCUACAACGAAGGAGGAUAGGAUGGAGACUUUUUUGAUGAGCGAAACAUUGAAAUACCUGUACUUGCUCUUCUCGGAUAAGGAUGUGUUACCGUUGGAUAAGUAUGUGUUUAAUACGGAGGCUCACCCUCUUCCUAUAUUUACUCCUACUGGUCGUACUGCGUUCUCGUGA
This is a messenger RNA of Marasmius oreades (fairy-ring Marasmius), 1821 nucleotides long. RefSeq lists its product as uncharacterized. NCBI's taxonomy places the organism in Eukaryota, Fungi, Basidiomycota, Agaricomycetes, Agaricales, Marasmiaceae. Gene Ontology annotation, molecular function: mannosyl-oligosaccharide 1,2-alpha-mannosidase activity; calcium ion binding. The transcript is spliced from 15 exons. Gene Ontology annotation, cellular component: membrane; endoplasmic reticulum. Gene Ontology annotation, biological process: N-glycan processing; carbohydrate metabolic process. The record is from RefSeq and is a predicted model, not a curated record. The coding region runs from base 1 to 1821 and encodes 606 amino acids.